UGUUAUCCGACUCAAAUCUAUAAUCGUCGCGUUUCGUGAUAAUGUCAGAUGUGCACAAAACAAAUAAAAAUAUGUCUGAAAAUGUGAGUUUCAUGAGGACGACAACAGACCGAGUGAGCAGUGAUAAAAAUAAAAGUGUGUCUAAGAAUGAUGCUGAUAAGAGGAACACUUAUGAGACCGCUAUUAAAGUAAAGAGUGUUAUUCCCAGGAAAAGACAGGAUCUACUGAAAUGGUACGGAUGGGGCUACAAGGACUCCAAGUUUCAGCUGAUCGACGACGUGGCCACGUUCACGGGGAAUCGAUACCUCAUCGGCGGCAAAACCCUCCCCCACUUCGUGUCAUGGGUGAAGGAGAAAUUCGAUGUGGACAUAUCGAAACCACCCAAAAUACCUGCCGUGCCCACUGCGUACCCCGUGAGCCGGUUGCCAGCUGCGAUACGGGAGGAACUGGAGGCGAUAGCCCUGGUCAGCGUCGAGGGUCUGGACAGACUGAUGCGGGCCCAUGGGCAGACGCUCAAUGACAUGACCAAGUUGAGAUCCAACUCGUUCAAGAGGAUACCUGAUGCUGUGAUAUGGCCGCAGAACCAUGAACAGGUGGUGCAAAUAGUGCAGUGCGCGAAUCAGCACAAGUUCGUUCUGAUCCCGUACGGGGGCGGCACCUCCGUGUCGGGCUCCGUCACGUGCCCGGAGCACGAGGCGCGACCGAUAGUGGCCCUCGACACCAGCGACAUGAAUUCGAUCCUCUGGCUGGACAGAGAGCAGCUGCUGGCCAGAGUGCAGGCGGGCAUAGUGGGCCAGGAUCUAGAGAGAGAGAUGCGCGCGCGCGGCUACACGGUGGGGCACGAGCCGGACUCGUACGAGUUCUCCACCCUCGGCGGCUGGGUGGCCACCAGGGCGAGCGGCAUGAAGAAGAACACGUACGGCAACAUCGAGGAUCUCAUCGUGCAGACUAAGAUGGUGACGCCGAGCGGCGUGCUGGAGAAGAGCUGCUGCGUGCCGCGCAUCUCGUGCGGGCCCGAGUGGGAGCACGUGGUGCUCGGCUCCGAGGGGUGCCUCGGCGUGGUCACUGAGGUGACGUUAAAAAUCCGCCCCCUCCCCCCGGUGGUGCGUUACGGCUCCCUCGUGUUCCCCGGCUGGGAGGAGGGCUUCCACUUCGAGCGGGAAGUCGCGAGGAGGCGCCUCCAACCGUCCAGCAUACGGCUCAUGGAUAAUGAACAGUUCCGAUUCGGGCACGCGUUGAAAACCGAGCAAUCCUGGGGCGGAGUGCUGCUCGAGGGUCUGAAGAAGCUGUACAUCACCAAGAUCAAGGGCUUCGACCCCCUGAAGCUCUGCGUGGUGACGCUGCUGCUGGAGGGGGCCGCCGAGGAGGUGGCCGAGCGGGAGGCGGCGCUGAACAGCAUAGCGGCGAAGUGGGGGGGCAUCCCGGGGGGUGCGAAGAACGGCGAGAUCGGGUACACGUUCACUUUUGUGAUCGCGUACAUUCGGGACCUGGCGCUCGAGUACGACAUAGUGGCGGAGUCGUUCGAGACGUCCGUCCCGUGGGAGCGCGCGCUCGCGCUCUGCGCGGCGACCAAGCGCCGCGUCGCGCUCGAGUGCCGCCGCCGCGGCGUCGCGCGCUACCUCGUCUCGUGCCGCCUCACGCAGACGUACGACGCCGGGUGCUGCAUAUACUUCUACUUCGGGUUCCGCAGCGCCGGCUGCGCGGACCCGCUGCGCACCUACGAGGAGAUUGAGGACGCCGCCAGGGACGAGAUCGUCGCCAACGGGGGCUCGAUAUCCCACCACCACGGCGUGGGCAAGCUGCGGCGGCGCUGGUACGAGCCCACCGUCAGCGAGCCCGGGGCGCGGCUGCUGAAAGCGGCUAAGCGUGAGCUGGACCCGAAUAACGUGUUCGCGCUUGGCAAUAUGGCCCUAGGAGUACCGAGCAAACUGUAGGGUGUCCCACCUUAAACAAUCCAUGAUUAUCGCUAUUUUUAACUAUAUAUUGAGUUCCUUAAUUUGAAAUUAAAACCACCAUCAGCCCAUAUAUGUUCCCACUGCUGGGACACAGGCGUCCUAUGAGGGUACAGGCCAUUAUCC
Molecule: messenger RNA, 2078 nt
Organism: Zerene cesonia (dogface butterfly)
Lineage: Eukaryota; Metazoa; Arthropoda; Insecta; Lepidoptera; Pieridae
Gene: Agps
Product: alkyldihydroxyacetonephosphate synthase
Exons: 11
Coding region: 42-1934 (630 amino acids)
Biological process (GO): lipid biosynthetic process
Molecular function (GO): alkylglycerone-phosphate synthase activity; FAD binding
Source: RefSeq, a predicted model, not a curated record